Molecule: messenger RNA, 1416 nt
Organism: Microthlaspi erraticum
Lineage: Eukaryota; Viridiplantae; Streptophyta; Magnoliopsida; Brassicales; Brassicaceae
Source: the annotation of a GenBank genome assembly
AUGACAGCGAUCCUGCUUUCACAUCCGUCGUACAAAGAUUACUUGCGGAUUUUAAAGCCUGACUCUAUGGAUUAUGGAGACUUGAUCAGCAGUUUGCCGGAUGAGGUUCUUGGCAAGAUCUUGUCGUUGAUUCCGACAAAACUUGCUGUAUCCACAUCUGUUCUGUCCAAGAGGUGGAGGAAUCUGCUCUUUCUUGUAGACAACUUUGAUUUGGAAGACUCAGCAACUUCAAGUGAUGCCUUCUCUGAUUUCAUGGAGAAAACAGUGGCUCUGUUCAACACUCUUCCUAUCAAGAGACUCUCUGUGAAUGGCAAUUAUAAAACAUCUCUCGUUAACCGUUGGAUUCACACCGCACUCCAACGCGGCUGCUUGGAGCUAAACUUGCAAUGCAAGUAUGGUCAUUCUAUGGAUAUAAAAAUUCUCUCUGGUAACAAACUAGUUAAACUCACACUAUCCGAUGGAAUUGAACUCGAAGGGGAUGUUCCUCAUGAGGGCACAGUGUAUUUCCCAGCGCUCAGGACACUUUCUCUCGGUGCACUCGUGGCUGAUCCAGAACUCUACACGUGGCUCAUCUCUGGCUGCCCAAUGCUGGAGGAGUUGUUCAUACGUGAUGGUGGUGAUGACUGGCGUCCAACAUGGACGAGGUCUGUGUCGAGUGAGUCCAUCAAGCGACUCACGAUUUGUUUCCAUGUUCCUGAUGACACCUGGGCUUAUCAAGAACAUGUUUUGAUCAAGACACCGAGUCUUGUGUGUCUUGACUACUCUGCUCUUGUCUCCCAAGGCUAUUAUAUUGAUGAUAUGGAAGCGCUUGUUGAAGCUAGACUUGAUCUUCGGUUGUGGGAGUCAACUACUAUUUAUGAUUAUGAAGUUGAGGGUGAUUCAGAGCAUGUUUUUGAUCAUGUUUUUGGCAAUGUUACAAUUCUUGUUGUUGGGAUAAGAAACGUUAAGACCCUUCACCUAUCUGCCUAUUCUAUUGAGGCAUUACACUUCUGCUGUGAUUCCAUGCCUGUGUUCAACGGCCUCCGUCAUCUAUCUAUUGAGAGCGACAAGGAACAAGGAUGGCAAUCAUUGCCUUAUCUGUUAGAAAACUCUCCAAAUCUACAAACUCUUGUUAUAAAGGGUCUUUUGCACAGAGUUUCUAGUAGAUGUGGAGACGCAUGCUGUUGCAUUAGUAGCAAGAAGAAGGAUAGAGAAUCGUCUUGUUUAUGGGCAUGUGGAGUGAAGGUGCUAGAGAUUUCAGGGUAUGGAGGAAGUUAUAGAGAGUUGGAACAAAUGAGGCAUUUCUUAGGAAAUUUGAAAUGUCUUGAGACGGUGAAAAUUGGUGUUGAAGAGGACAACAACAACAACAACAAUCUGCAAGCCAAUCUAAUGACUCUUCAUAGAGCUUCAUCCAAAUGUAACAUCCAGUUUAUAUGA